This is a messenger RNA of Quercus robur (English oak), 971 nucleotides long. Its product is annotated as alpha carbonic anhydrase 4-like. NCBI's taxonomy places the organism in Eukaryota, Viridiplantae, Streptophyta, Magnoliopsida, Fagales, Fagaceae. The record is from RefSeq and is a predicted model, not a curated record. The coding region runs from base 1 to 837 and encodes 278 amino acids. The transcript is spliced from 7 exons. Gene Ontology annotation, molecular function: zinc ion binding; carbonate dehydratase activity.
AUGACCUCCUUCCACACCAACCCCAGUAUCAUUUUUCUCUUACUCAUAUCUCUCAUUCUCUCAUCCCACCUCUACAAUGUCUCUGCAGAUGAUGACUCUGAAGUGGAGGAUGAAUCUCCAUUUGCUUACCUUGAAGACACUGGUAAUGGUCCAACGAAAUGGGGCAACAUAGAUCCACUUUGGAAAGCUUGUGGUAAUGGAAAAUUGCAAUCUCCUAUUGAUCUUCUGAACAGAAGGGUGCAAGUUAUUCGUAACCACAACAAUUUGAAAAGGAAUUACAAACCAGCUCAGGCUUUUGUGAAGAACAGAGGACAUGACAUUAUGGUAAGCUGGAAGGGGGAUGCUGGAUAUAUUGACAUAAAUGGGACUCGUUACAAUCUGUUACAGGGUCAUUGGCAUUCACCAUCUGAGCACACAUUCAAUGGAUCAAGGUAUGACUUGGAGCUCCAUAUAGUUCAUACAAACCCCAUUACUAACAAGAUAGCUGCUAUUGGAAUUGUUUACAAAUAUGGCCGCCCUGAUCCCUUGCUUACAGAGCUGUUCCACCACAUAAAUUCAGCUGGGAAAAAAGAGAAACCUUUGGGGAUCAUUCACCCAGGAUUGAUUAAGUUUGGGAGCAGAAAGUACUACAGAUACAUUGGUUCUCUUACAGUUCCUCCCUGCACUGAGGGUGUCACUUGGACAAUACUCAAGAAGGUGAGGACAGUUUCAAGGGAGCAAGUGAGAGAAUUAAGGGAAGCUGUUCAUGAUGGAUUUGAGUCAAAUGCAAGGCCAAUUCAGAAUUCAAAAAGACCAGUUCAGUUUUACAUACCAAAAGAAAGUGAAGCUUCUUCUUAGGUUUCCAUAAUUUGAAUAUAGGAGUAAUACUUGCUGAACCACAUAACUGCAUUGUCUCCAAAUAAGAGACUUUUACACACACCAACUAGAAUACCUUCCCUGUGUCUCUCGAAACAAAGAUGUUGUUACAUGUU